AUUCCGAGAAUCUACAAGAAGAUAAAAAAAUACGAGAUUGGAUCCAAAAUUAUAUACAAAAAAAUAUUAGAAUAUCCUCUGGUGUUGAAGGAAUUGGACGGAUAAAGAUUCAAAAAAGAAUCGAUCUGAUUCAAGUCAUAAUCUAUAUGGGAUUUCCAAAGUUAUUAAUAGAGGGUAAGCUGGAAGAAUUACAGACGAAUAUGCAAAAAAAACUGAAUUGUGUGAACCGAAAACUUAACAUUGCUAUUACAAGAAUUGCAAAUGCUUAUAAACAUCCUAAUAUUCUUGCAGAAUUUAUAGCCGGACAAUUAAAAAAUAGAGUUUCGUUUCGUAAAGCAAUGAAAAAAGCUAUUGAAUUAACUGAACAAGCAGGUACAAAAGGAGUGCAAGUACAAAUUGCGGGACGUAUCGAUGGAAAAGAAAUUGCACGUAUCGAAUGGAUCAGAGAAGGUAGGGUUCCUCUACAAACCAUUCGAGCUAAAAUUGAUUAUUGUUCCUAUACAGUUCGAACUAUUUAUGGGUAAUAGGCACUUGAGCCCGCUUGGAUCACGUCUAGACAAAUAGAAGCGGGACGGCGAGCAAUGUCACGAAAUGUCCGACGAGGUGGACAAAUAUGGGUACGCAUAUUUCCAGACAAACCAGUUACAGUAAGACCCACCGAAACGCGUAUGGGUUCGGGAAAAGGAUCUCCCGAAUAUUGGGUAUCUGUCGUUAAACCUGGGAAAAUACUUUAUGAGAUGGCUGAUAACAGCGGAGCCCGCGAAUUGAUGUGUAUUCGAAUCCUAGGAGCUAGUAAUCGACGAUAUGCUUAUAUUGGUGACAUUGUUGUUGCUGUAAUCAAGGAAGCAGUACCAAAUAUGACCUUAGAAAGAUCAGAAGUGAUCAGAGCUGUAAUUGUACGUACUUGUAAAGAACUCAAACGUAGCAACGGUAUACUAAUUCAGUAUGAUGAUAAUGCUGCAGUUGUCAUUGAUCAAGAAGGAAAUCCAAAAGGAACUCGAAUCUUUUGUGCAAUCGCACGGGAAUUGAGACAGUUAAAUUUCACUAAAAUAGUUUCAUUAGCACCCGAGGUAUUAUAAAAUUAUAAGGCAAAACCGUGAUAUGGAUAUAUUU
Molecule: messenger RNA, 1113 nt
Organism: Abrus precatorius (Indian licorice)
Lineage: Eukaryota; Viridiplantae; Streptophyta; Magnoliopsida; Fabales; Fabaceae
Product: 30S ribosomal protein S3-like
Exons: 3
Biological process (GO): translation
Cellular component (GO): ribosome; cytosolic large ribosomal subunit
Molecular function (GO): structural constituent of ribosome; large ribosomal subunit rRNA binding
Source: RefSeq, a predicted model, not a curated record